UUUCUUUCCCUAGCUUUUUUUUAACCAUGUUGUUUUGCCCACAAUGCGCUAAUCUUCUUCUUGUACAGAACGAUGGUGGUCAAAUGUUCUACUGUCAAACAUGUCCAUAUCAAUAUAGUAUACAGAAUAAGUUGACGACUCGGAAACAACUGGAAAGGAAGGAAGUCGAUGAUGUGCUUGGUGGUGCAAAAGCUUGGGAAAAUGUUGAUUCUACUGAAGCCACCUGUCCUAAAUGUGAACAUGAAAGAGCUUACUUUAUGCAAAUUCAAAUUCGAUCAGCUGAUGAACCAUCCUCCAUUUUCUUCAAGUGUUGCAAUGAAAAAUGUGAACAUCAAUGGCGUGAAGGAUAGAUUAGAUACGCAUCCCCUCUCCUUCCUUUCAUAUUUACAUAAUUGUUAUUUAUAUCAUGUAUCAUCAUUUUGUAGAAUAGUUAUAAUUCUGCUUGUAGUUUAGCAUUCAUAUCAGUCAUAUCCUAUCAUUUGUACACUUCCUUUGUCUCCUUUUUUUUUUUAAUUCCAUGUAUCGACCACAAUAAAGUACAAUAUAUAUGUUGAAAAAUCA
Messenger RNA from Halteromyces radiatus, 561 nucleotides. RefSeq lists its product as uncharacterized. Lineage: Eukaryota; Fungi; Mucoromycota; Mucoromycetes; Mucorales; Cunninghamellaceae. Gene Ontology annotation, biological process: DNA-templated transcription; termination of RNA polymerase III transcription. The record is from RefSeq and is a predicted model, not a curated record. Gene Ontology annotation, molecular function: zinc ion binding; nucleic acid binding; DNA-directed RNA polymerase activity. The transcript has 3 exons. The coding region runs from base 27 to 350 and encodes 107 amino acids. Gene Ontology annotation, cellular component: RNA polymerase III complex.